UGAACACGCCACCUGUCCGGUAGAUGGUAUGAAUAUGUACGCUGCUAUCAGAACCAUGGUGGAGAAUGCCAGAGCUGAAAGACAGAGACAGUCUGCUAACAGACCACAGGAAAGCGCUGAAGGUACUGGUAGUACCUUGCAACUAGAGAUUCCUGGUAUUGGGUUUGCAGGCAGAAGAGCUGGUGGGUUGCCCAACGCUCGGAACACAAGAGUAAAUAGCAGUGAGGCCAGUGGGGAUAGUGAACAUGAAGGCUUAGAAUCCACAUUUACAUUAACUGGUUCUGGUUUAGGUUCUAGACAAUCAACACCACAAAGGACACAAGAACUACUGCGAAGCACUAGCAGCUCGUCGGGUGUGAGCAUGAGAAGAAGGGGUAGCACCCCACCGAGGAGGAGAAACAGCACUCCAACAAGACUAACUGAUAGAGACAGAAUUGGCAAUUUAAAUCCUCCACGAAGAGAAGAAACCCAAUCUAGUGGAAGGAGACUGGAUGAGCGGAUACCUGUUGCUCCGUCUAUACCAAUGCUGCAUAUAUCAGAGUUGUCGCCUUUAGUUGAUGGCGUCAUCAGGGAGAGAUUCUCUGAAAGACUGAUAGCAAACAGGACAAUUUGUAGAGGAAGACCACAACCAUCAAGUAUACAACCCGCACCAGAUAGCAGGCCCUCAAUCCCAAUGCAGAGAGAAGAAUUGAUAUCACCUUUGCAAGGCAGGCAGCAAACACAGUCUGUUUCAGGUCUACAAACCAGACCUCCUCUUCCAAGUGGUACUCUUGACAGAGAAGCUGUCAGAGAAAGGGGCAGAGCCAGAAAUAGACAAGCAGCAGAAAUAAGGCGGAGAAGUUCUAGUGGUACAAGAGCAAGGUCCCUUGAAAGACCAAGUUCAGCUGCAAGACUUGAGGCCCUAGAGAGUCUAUUCCUUGGUGCUGGGCAUGCAGGGCUGGUACAGGAACAAAAUACAAGCACCACAAGAUCUAGAAAAAUAAGAAAACCAACAGUGAUGAACAGAUUAGCCACAGCAAAUGGAAUGGGCAAUAGUGAUAUACUGUCUGCUAAUGGACUAAGUGCACUUUCCAUACAUGGACAUCAAAGUUAAUUAUACAUCCUGGAUAUAUAUUUCAAGAAUGACAGCUUGAAUUCAGA
Saccoglossus kowalevskii is the source of this 1140-nucleotide messenger RNA. Its product is annotated as E3 ubiquitin-protein ligase Zswim2-like. Lineage: Eukaryota; Metazoa; Hemichordata; Enteropneusta; Harrimaniidae. The record is from RefSeq and is a predicted model, not a curated record. Gene Ontology annotation, molecular function: zinc ion binding; ubiquitin protein ligase activity.